AUGGUAAUUGCUACUAGGACUUUGCGUGGUGAGGCCUUGAAGAAGCUGGCGCAAUGCGUAGGCUCUUCGAAUGUGCACACUGAUACUACCAAAAAUGAUAUGAAUGACGCUGAUGACACUUUGGAGAUGAUCAUUAAGGCACUGCCAAUUUACUACUCUACAUCUCCUGCAAAGCUGUAUACCAUCCCAUUAAAUAUGAAUGAGUGGGAAAUCAUCGUUGGUAUAUGUGCCUCUGUUCCGGAUUCACUAUCGAGGACUCUUGAAAUCUUGGAGAACACAGUGGCACCAUACUUCUUGCAUUCACCAAGGCAACGUAUC
Molecule: messenger RNA, 318 nt
Organism: Ogataea philodendri
Lineage: Eukaryota; Fungi; Ascomycota; Pichiomycetes; Pichiales; Pichiaceae
Exons: 1
Source: RefSeq, a predicted model, not a curated record